UCUCUUAGUCUCUAAGCACAUAGAUCUGCUCAUACAGACGGAGGGGCAUGGCAAUAUAAUCUCUGUUAUUAACGCUGAUCAAGAAUAUGUAUCUAUAUAUACUUUAUGGGGUCGGAGAUGCCUCUUUCUGCACACAUUUCCUUGAACCACAAAGUUAUAAUGCGUUUCUACCUUCGGUGUCGGUAAUAAUUAUAGCUUUAACUGUUACAGUAUCUGAGAAUUAGGUUUCAUACAUUCAAAAAUGGAUUAUAAAAUAAAAAUAAAUAAUGUUAUGUUCUUUCUAAUUUUGUUCUUCAAGGAUAAGAAAAAAAGUUAUACUUAUCGGAACAAUAAAAGUAGAGAGGGAUUUCCCUAUUUUGCAAGAAAUUAGCCUACAUUGACCUGUACAAAACGAAGCCCCUUAAGUGCGCCAAAGCUUACCACAGACGUAGCAUAAGGCAUUCUCAAUUAGUUACUUGGAAACAUGGAACGGUGGCAAAACAAGUUGGCUGUCGUCACUGGGGCAAGCAGCGGUAUAGGAGCAGCUUGCUCUCGUGCAAUGAUUGCGGCUGGUUUACGGGUGGUGGCGUUGGCACGACGGGAAAAAAAGUUAAAGGAGUUAAGUGAGAGUCUACCGAGCAAUCUAAAACAAAACUUGAUAGCACGUCGCUGUGAUGUGUCUAAGGAAGAGCAGGUCAUAAGUACAUUUGACUGGAUACAACGAGAGCUUGGCGGCGCCGAUGUUCUUCUUAAUAAUGCAGGCAUUACUCGGGAAACUGAAUUAGUUGCAGCACGGAACACGCAAAAGCUGCGAGACGUUAUCGACACCAAUUUGAUGGGGGUCAUUUGGUGCACACGUGAAGUGUUUCACAAUUUUAAAAGUCGCAAUACUGAGGGUCAUGUUUUUAUUGUCAACAGCAUCGCUGGCCACCAAGUGCUCAACUUUAUUGGUGUUUUACCCUCGUUCAAUAUAUAUCCAGCAACGAAAUUUGCUAUUACAGCCAUUACAGAAACUUAUCGACAAGAGUUUCAAUUACACACGAAUAAGGUGCGGGUCACAGGCAUUUGUCCGGGGGCUGUCAAUACCAAUAUUUUUCCAGAGGAGAUACAUUUUUACGUUAAAAAUAUGGCGAGGUUACAGCCAUCGAACAUUGCGGAUGCGAUACUUUAUGCGCUUCGUACACCGCCUAAUGUACAGAUACACGAGAUCACAAUUAAGCCAAUGGGUGAGAUAUUUUAGGUAAUUAAAAAUUUGCAAAAAUAAUUAAAAUUAUCCAUAUGCUUGUAAGUGAAUAAAAACUACACAGAUGUAUUGUAUUUU
Messenger RNA from Drosophila albomicans, 1300 nucleotides. Its product is annotated as farnesol dehydrogenase. The coding region runs from base 464 to 1219 and encodes 251 amino acids. The transcript has 2 exons. NCBI's taxonomy places the organism in Eukaryota, Metazoa, Arthropoda, Insecta, Diptera, Drosophilidae. The record is from RefSeq and is a predicted model, not a curated record. Gene Ontology annotation, molecular function: oxidoreductase activity.